This is a messenger RNA of Anoplopoma fimbria (sablefish), 3339 nucleotides long. It is a transcript of the gene cngb1a, whose product is annotated as cyclic nucleotide gated channel subunit beta 1a. Bases 1 to 3339 code for a protein of 1112 amino acids. Gene Ontology annotation, cellular component: photoreceptor outer segment; intracellular cyclic nucleotide activated cation channel complex; plasma membrane. Lineage: Eukaryota; Metazoa; Chordata; Actinopteri; Perciformes; Anoplopomatidae. Gene Ontology annotation, molecular function: intracellularly cGMP-activated cation channel activity; protein-containing complex binding; intracellularly cAMP-activated cation channel activity. The transcript is spliced from 26 exons. The record is from RefSeq and is a predicted model, not a curated record. Gene Ontology annotation, biological process: monoatomic cation transmembrane transport; retina homeostasis.
AUGGACCAGAAGAAGACGGACCUGGUGCUGGAGGACAUGGGACAGGACGAGGACCAGGAGGUCAGAGAUGAGUCACAGAAGAAAGAGGAUCUGACCGGAGAUGCUGAGGUGACCAAAGUGGACCAGAUCCCUCCAGUGAUGGACGACAUCCAGAAGGAGGCUGGAGAGGCGGUUCUGGCUCACAUGGAGGACAGACUGCAGCAGAACCGACUGGAGGCGGCCCGCGUCGCGGAGGAGUUGGCCAGGAAAGCAGCGGAGGAGGCGGUCCGCCAGCUAGAGGUGGAGCAUUCAGCUAAGAUCGUCAUGGAAACGCUGCCAGAGACCAAUGAGCAACUGCCCAACAUCCUGGAGGAGGAAAACGAAGACGAUCCAGAGAGCCUGAUGGACGUCUGUCCAGAUGAAGACGGUGCCACUCCUUCAUCAACUCAUGUGGAGCCAGCAUCGGAGAGGAGAGACCUGGAGAGUCCAGACUCCCAAACCAUCACCCAACAACCAGACUUCAUCCUCUUUAUCUUCAUCAGCUUCUUCAUCUUCUUCAUCUUCAACAUCUUCAUCAGGUUCAUCCUCUUCAUCAUCUUCAUCAGCUUCAUCAGCUUAAUCCUCUUCAUCAGCUUCAUCAGCUUCAUCAUCUUCAUUAUCAUCAUUGUUACAACUCGGCUCUCAGGCUGCAACAUGAAGGAGACCAGACGGGGUAAAUCUAAUAAAGUCCAGAUCCCAGUUCAGGUUAAUGAAGCAGAAGGUGGAUGUGGAGUUCCCGACAUUUGUUCUCCGGUAAAGAGCUUUCUGCUUCGAUUCCCACGCGCUGCUGAGUGUCUGGAGAGCUGCAGGAAGCUGAUGCAUGACCAUAACCUCGCUCCUCCCAAGCUGAGUCCGCCGCCGGAGCUCACCCAGCUGACCCAGGAGCUGUCGCUGCUCCCCAAGCAGGCGCGGCGGUGCUGCCCGGGAGAAGAUGUUUCCUCUAGUCCAACAGAUGUUCUGCUCUGUCCCUCAGGGAGCCGUGGUGGAGGGGUGGGUGGAGCUCCACAGCUGAGGGUGGAGGAUGUGGAUCCGGAUGUGGUCCAGGAUGUGGAUCAGGGAAAAGGCCUCAACAUCCCUAAAAUCAUCACCACCCCAGAACCAGGGUUCAGCACUCUGAGCGCCUUGCCGUCAAAGCUCAGUGCUGCAGGUGAUCCGUCUGUUGAUGAGGAUGAUGAUGAACUGUCAAGGACCGGUCUGAAGACCUGGUCCCGCCAGGGAGACCUGCUGUCUGCAGACGAUGAGAUGCGUCCUCUGUCUGCAGCCAGCGUCCACAGCGUGGUGGUCCAGGACCGACUGAGCGAGCUCGUCCGGCUGUUUAAAGGACGGACAGAGCGACAAAAAGACCGGCUGCUGGACCCGGACGAGUCUGAGGAGGAAAGUCCUUCAGCCUCACCGAUUAAAGCUCCUCCUCCUCCUCCUCCUCCUCCUCCUCCUCCUCCAGAAGAGAAGAAGGAUGACGUCCCAUCAGCACCAGAAGAUAAAGAUGAAGAGGAAGACAAGGAGUUUGUUCUCCCCUUUAAACUUUUGGGACGUCCAGUACCAAUUCCCAAACUGCCCCAGAUGCCAGACUGGGUUCGAGUCCUGAUGGAGUACCGGUUCCCCUCCAGCAUCGACCCGUUCACCGAUCUGAUCUACGUCAUCUGGCUCUUCUGUGUCGUGGCAGCGUGGAACUGGAACGUGUGGUUGAUCCCUGUCCGCUGGGCAUUCCCCUACCAAACCCCCGAGAACCUCCACCUGUGGCUGCUGAUGGACUACACCUGUGACCUCAUCUACAUCACCGACAUCCUGGUCUUCCAGCCAAGGCUGCAGUUCGUCCGUGGAGGAGACAUUGUGUGUGACAAAAAGGACAUGAGAGAAAACUACAUGACCACUGAGAGAUUCAAGAUGGAUGUCAUCAGCCUGUUCCCCAUGGAGAUACUCUACAUCUUCACUGGAGUGAACUCUCUGCUCAGAUUCCCUCGUCUGCUGAAGUACAUGGCUUUCUUUGAGUUCAACGACAGAAUGGAAGCUGUGAUGAAGAAAGCGUAUAUCUACAGGGUGAUCCGAACCUCCACCUACCUGCUGUACUCUCUGCACAUCAAUGCGUGUCUCUUCUACUGGGGAUCAGACUAUGAAGGACUGGGAUCCACCAAGUGGGUCUACAACGGGAAAGGAAACGCUUAUAUUCGUUGUUACUAUUUUGCCGUGAAGACGUUGAUCACCAUCGGAGGACUUCCAGACCCGACCACCGUCUUUGAGAUCUGCUUCCAGCUCAUCAACUACUUUGUUGGCGUCUUUGCCUUCUCUAUCAUGAUCGGUCAGAUGAGAGACGUGGUCGGAGCCGCCACAGCCGGGGAGAACUACUACCGGGCCUGCAUGGACAGCACCGUCAAGUACAUGAACUCCUACAACAUCCCCGGAGAGGUCCAGAACCGCAUCAAGACCUGGUACGACUACACCUGGAAGAUCCAGGGCAUGCUGGAUGAACAGGAGCUGCUGGUGCAGCUUCCUGCUAAGAUGAGGCUGGACAUGGCGGUGGACGUCAACUACUCCAUCGUCAGCAAAGUGGCCCUGUUUCAGGGCUGCGACAGACAGAUGGUGUUCGACCUGCUGACGAGGCUCAAGUCUGUGGUUUACCUGCCCGGAGACUUCGUCUGUAAGAAGGGGGAGAUCGGCAGAGAGAUGUACAUCAUCAAACAGGGGGAGGUUCAGGUGGUUGGAGGUCCAGACCUGCAGAUGGUCUUCGUCACCAUCAGAGCCGGCUCUGUGUUCGGGGAGAUCAGUUUGCUGGCGGGAGGCGGGGGGAACCGACGUACAGCCAACGUGAAGGCGCACGGUUUCGCCAACCUCUUCAUCCUGGAUAAGAAGGACCUGGCAGAGAUCCUGGUGCACUACCCAGAGUCCCAGAAACUCCUCCGCAAGAAAGCUAAGACGAUGUUGACGAAGGACGAGAAGCCAGAAGAGAAAGCCGGAGCUAAAGAGGCGAUGCAGGUUAUUCCACCGAGACCAGACACACCUGAAAUGUUCAAGGCGGCCCUGAAGGUGUCACAGCAGGUGGGAAUAGAGGGAACCUUCACCAAACUGAGGAAAACCUACCAACCAUCUGAGGGCCCAGCAGAGGCUCCUCCCUCCCUCUCUCCAGCCCCCCCUCCCUCUCCGAUGCACCGCCGCUCUCCGGUUCCUCUCUCCGCGGUCCGUGACGACGACGACGCCGUGUCGGAGAGCGCCGACAGCUCGCUGAUCAUCAGGAUGACGCCACGACAGCGAGGAGAGGAGCUGCUCAGCGUGGAGGUGACGCCCGGAGAAGGAGCUGAAGGAAAGAUGCAGGAAAAAGGGAAUUAA